Molecule: messenger RNA, 1432 nt
Organism: Mauremys mutica (yellowpond turtle)
Lineage: Eukaryota; Metazoa; Chordata; Testudines; Geoemydidae
Product: double C2-like domain-containing protein alpha
Exons: 8
Coding region: 329-1432 (367 amino acids)
Source: RefSeq, a predicted model, not a curated record
UGGAGGAGGGGGCGGGGAGAGGGGGAGAUAUGAAAUCUCUGAAUCUCCCAGAAGAGAACCCAGGCGUCCUGGCUCCCAGCCCCCUCCCCGCCUUCCCCUCCCAACAGCACUUUGGGGUGAAUUCGCUGUUCUGGUUUCCCCAGGAGCCCCCGUGUCUCCCCAUCACACCCCAGCCCGGGUCUGUCUGUCUGUCCGCCCAACCCCGCCCCCUCUGGACCCGCCCCCCGCUCCAGGAUCCCGCCCCCCCGCCGAUCCUCCGGCUCCUCGUCCCGCCAGGCGCGAUCCCGCCAGCGACUUGUUGCCGGCGAGAAGGGAGCAGGGCGCAUGCAUGUCCGGCCGGGGCGGGGGUCGGGAGAAGCCCCCGGUGCCGAUCCGCGAGCACAUGGCCAUCGACGUGUGCCCCGGCCCCAUCCGGCCCAUCCGCCAGAUCUCCGACUACUUCCCGCGCCGCAGCCCCGGGGAGGGCCCCGCGCAGGACGGGGGGGGGCCCUGCCGUCCGCCCGCCCCCCUCGACACCCCCCCCGGCUCGGCGCCCGCAGACCAGGGCUACGAGGCCGACAGCUACGACUCGGAUGACACCACGGCUCUGGGGACCCUGGAGUUUGACCUGCUCUAUGACCCCGAGAGCUGCACCCUGCACUGCACCAUCCUCCGGGCCAAGGGGCUGAAGCCGAUGGAUUUUAAUGGUCUGGCCGAUCCCUACGUCAAACUUCACCUGCUGCCGGGGGCCUGCAAGGCCAACAAGCUGAAGACGCGAACGCAGCGGAACACCCUGAACCCCGUGUGGAACGAGGGGCUGACGUACACGGGCAUCACGGGGGAGGACAUGGCCCGGAAAACCCUGCGGGUCUCAGUCUGUGACGAGGACAAGCUGACCCAUAACGAGUUCAUCGGGGAGACCCGGGUGCCGCUCCGGCGUCUGAAGCCUUCCCAGAAGAAGCAUUUCAACAUCUGCCUGGAACCCCAGAUCCCGGUGAGACCCCCCGGCCCCUCCCCCAGCCAGAUGUGCCCUGCUGGACGGUCCAGAUCCCUUAUGGAAGCGGUGGAACCCUAUAUCCCGUCCCCAGCAACUGCCCAGAACCACUCCAUCAAGCUAAAUGGAAAGCCCUGCCCCUCGAGACAUCCAUCCGUGUGCAUGACGGUCCCCCGAAGGUCAACCAUGACUGUUGAUGGGACGCGGCUCCACCGUACUGCAUCAAUGAUGGGUAACCUGACAUGGGAUCCAGAAUGGCACUACGGCAGUAAGUAUCUCGAGGAGUGGCUACAGGCCCUGCAGGCGAAAAUCGAGGAGUUGGUGUCCGAGGCCCAGAGGCAUAUUGGGGAAGGCCAUCUGACGUACAUUCAGAUAGGGAAAACCACGGACUGGGCCCAUGUGAAGCACUCGAAGGGAAAGAACCAGGCCGUGGAUUAUGGGCGAUGCCAUCUCAGGUGA